Messenger RNA from Poecilia latipinna (sailfin molly), 7447 nucleotides. Its product is annotated as histone-lysine N-methyltransferase, H3 lysine-36 and H4 lysine-20 specific-like. The transcript is spliced from 23 exons. The coding region runs from base 440 to 6949 and encodes 2169 amino acids. NCBI's taxonomy places the organism in Eukaryota, Metazoa, Chordata, Actinopteri, Cyprinodontiformes, Poeciliidae. The record is from RefSeq and is a predicted model, not a curated record. Gene Ontology annotation, cellular component: nucleus. Gene Ontology annotation, molecular function: protein binding; histone methyltransferase activity.
CUGCGGAGACGGGGGGUUGGGUAGCUGGGUAGCCGAUUGGCUGCUGCUCACCAACACAGUCAGCCUGGGCUUGUUUUAACAUAACCGGGGGCACUUCGACUAGCACGAAGAUAAAAUAUGUAGUAAAUAAUCUGCUGUGGCAGAGGGAGACACCGGUCGUGGCUCUCAAGGGGUAGCAGCAGAUUUAAUCUUGUUCUUCACUGUAAAGCUGACAGUUUCUAAGAGGAGGGCCGUCGCUGCUGCCGUCGCCGCUGCUGCUGAUGAGGCGAUGAAGUGCCGAGAAUGAGAGCUGUGCCUGGGCCUACUACUACUAUCAGAGCUGCUGCAGCUGGGAUUGUGCAGGCAAAGCCGAGGAAAGCAGUCGCUUUGUGUCACUCCAACAAAGAUCCGCUGUUGGUUUGACGGUGACCGACCUCCAAAUGGAUAUAAGGAUGACAACAUGAAUCAGUCAUACAGACCGGGUCCUAGGGUCGAAUCAGUGUUUGGCCCCAGCCAGCCAGAUCUGAGGGCCCGAAACGGCCCUCUGAGCACUUCUUAUAGGAGCCAAUGUGGCACUGUGACUCGUGGACCAGGCCAGCUGCCACAGUCUGCUUUCCUGGGAUACAAUCAGCUGGAGCGUUUUCGCUGCUACAGUCCACAGAGGAGACAACAGCGCCUGAAUGCUGACCCCCAGGACAGGAGCAGCUUGCGCUGUGCAAGUCCAAUCACUGAUGAUGACGAUGACGAGUUUCAGCCACCAGCAGUCCAACUGCCUCCAUCCCCUGGCACUGACAACAUGGAGCCAUUCGAGACUCUGCAUGCAGGUUACAGCCCGCAGAGGAGACCGCAGCGCAUGAACGCCUCACUCAACAGCAAAGACUUUCACCCCAGGAGCAACUUGCACUGUGCAAGUUCGAUCACUGAUGAAGAUGAGGGGUUUGAGCCACCGCCCAUCCAGCUACCUUCAUCCCCUGGCACAGAUGACAUGGACCCCUUUGAAAGCCUGCAGAACGGGAGCAGGAACGGCUUCUCCCCUCGCAGUCCAGACAGCUUCGAGCGCAUCCCCGACGCUCCCAUCGCGUUUUGGGAGCAUCGGGGCUUGCAUUUUGGGUCCAUGCUGUUUGACAGCAGUGACAUCAAGGAGGAGGAGGAGGGGCACGGCGGCGUUCAGGACCUCAAGCCUUUUCAGCUCCCCUCAAACACGACCCAGGACAGAAGCGUCACUGGGAGCAAAAGCACAUGCAACUCAGUGACAGAGAGACGAGCAUACAAACCCACAGUUUUUAAUCUGAUGUCCAAAACAAUUUCUGAACUUAACCCCACACUAAGCCCCAGUGCACUGCCAGAAAUCACUAUGAGAGACGGGUGGAAUGUGGGCGAGGAGUCGGACAGUGAAGUCGAACUCACCUCUCCUGUUGACCCUGGGCUUGUCUCACCAGCUGGUACCAACUCUAACUCCAACAGCCCGAAGAAAAAACUUCUCCCUGUUGUGAAGUACUUGGAAGGAGACCUGGUGUGGGCAAAAUUCAACAGACGACCUUGGUGGCCCUGCCAGGUCCUCUGUGACCCAAACCUAGGGAUCCACACAAAAAUGAAAGUACCAAGUAAUCGUCCUUGUCGGAUGUAUUUCCUGGAGACGGUGGGCGAGGUCACUGAACGCACCUGGGUCCCAGGGAGCGUCAUUCUACCAUUUGAAGGGGGACAUCAGUUCGAUGAGCUGCCUGUUCUUAGACGGCGGGGAAAGCAGAAAGAGAAGGACUACAAGUAUACGAUUCCAAAAAGUUUGCUGACCGCAUGGAAGGUCAGUGUGGCCGAAGCCGAGUAUCUGCUCCCUGGUCGACAGAGGAACAGUGAGAGCACACUUUCACUACCUGUCAAUGGAGAAGAACAUCCGACCAGCCUUCCUUCAUCCGAAGAGCCGCUAGAGGCCCCCUCCGCCUCCAUUGUCCCAAAUCGACCCAACUCACCUGGUCCGGCGACCAACGGGAAUGGUCACCAUCUCUUCAAAAACUCCACAGCACACGGCAAUAAGAGCAAAACUUUCAAAAAGAAGAAGAAAUGCUUGUCGGACAUAUUUGGUCAUAUUGUUGGUGGAAAGGAAACAGCCAACAAGGCUGGUCAGCUUCAUGCAACAACACGUGCACUGAAAGAGGAGCCGAAGGACUCGCCUUAUGCCGAUUUGGACUCAGUUCCGAUGUUGAAUCGACCUAAACGCACAGCUCUUUCUCCAAUAUAUGAUGCCGACGCCACGGGCAGAAAGGAGCACGCUUCAGUAAAAGUGAAAAAGACAUCUAAAAAACUAAACCUUUGCUCGGACCUGCCUGAUUCGUCCUGUAUAUUUCAAAACAAAGCGACCUCUAAAGACCCUGAGCAGAGGCCGGGCAAAUUGCCCCAAUGUUCCAGUGAAAAGCACUCUGGGGCUCUUUCUGCCAGCAGCCGUCUGAUAACAAAGGCUCUGAAAGCAGCAGAAGAGACCAAUCACAAAGAUGGACCAGCCACAAGCCGAGUCCCAGCAGAAGCUCCUCCUGAAGACUGCUUCGGAAAAACUCCUACUGAUGCUGCCGUCAAAGCUGAACUGUCUCCAAAUCGGAAAUACCCCAGCAAAACCUGCUCCUUUGGUAACCACAGCUCUCCGAAACGUCGCGCGAGGAAGCUGAAUAAGAAACCAGUUCACAACGGCUCGGUGGUCGGGUCAAAGUGCGAGGGGAUGACUCGGCCCGCGCAGCAGCCGGUCAAAAUCAAGGCGGAAAACAGUCCGUCAGAUCUAUCUACCUCCUCCUCUCUGUCUCUGUCUCCAAUGGACACCUUUCAGGAUAGUAAAGAAUUAAGGUUCAAAUCGCUAGUGAUGGAGAACAACAGUGACUCUGAGCUGAGUGUCUUUCGGCCUGACUCCAAUUACAAAUUUAGCACUAUUCUGAUGCUGUUAAAGGACAUGCACGACACUCGAGAAAAAGAAGGCAAACCGCUGGUGCUGCCGCCGUCGGCUACCUUGAUAAAGGAGGAACCCCUGGUGAUCCCCACCGCAGCAGAAGGUGGUCCGCUGAGAGGCUCCUGCGAAGGUCUACCUCUUCAGAUCAAAUUAGAGAACGGGCAGUCGGAGAAACCUACGCUGAGCCAAAGCACGCCGGUGAAAACCAAACUCUGCACUAAAGCGGGCGCCUCGGUCGACACCCAUCACUGUGAAGACUUUCCUUCUCACGCUGAGGUCGGGAGUGCGGAGAAGCAGCGCAGAAAACAAAGGCUUCCGUCUAAACUGAAGCUCACAACGCCUGACCUGCGUUUGGAUGUUCCCGAGAGAGACUUCAUCAGCAUCCAGUCUGACUCGACAGAGCCUGUAGCGGACCCAUUUGGCCCCGAUUCCUCCACCAGCUACCUGGAGAAGUCCUCGGAAAUAGCUGUGGCUCCAAAGAAGCGCUGGCAGCUGGUUGAGGAAGCUGCUGAGACCGAGGCAGCUGGGAGCGAGAGGUCCGCUGAGACUGAGGCACCUGCCGAGAUGAAGGGUUCUCCGACAAUGAGAGCUUCUCCAGAUCUUGAGGCGCACACAGAGAAUGACUCGCACUCUUCAGAUGCAAGCAGCACAGCCGGACAAUCUGAGAACAAACGUCUCCGGAAACCAACCAAGAGGCUCUUGGAGUCCACCGAGGAGUAUGAACAAAUAUUUUCCACAAAAAAGAGGUCAAAGAAACACACGGCAGAUUGUUCCAAACUGGACACUUCAGGGAUUACGGCACUCCAUGAUCUCAGUGCUACAGAAGCCAUGGAUACCUCAACGUCGUCUUUAGCGGAGCCAGGAGAGGCUCGGGUAAAGAUGGAUCCGAGUCCGUCUCAGGAAGAGUUUUCUCCUCCGGCACCACCUUUGUCUCCUGUCACAGCACCACCCCGCUUUGACGCAGACGCAGCAGAGGAAACGGAUCUGUCUUUUGAGUGUGACUCGGGAGCAUCUCUUCAAGAAAGAAAGAGGCCCAGAAAACUCUCACACAAGGCGAUGGAGUGUACCAUAGAAGAAGUGUCGGCAGGUUCCUCAAAGAAAAAGGAAUCUAAGCGGAAACUCGGCAUUUCCCCAGACGCAAAAGUGUUGGUCAAGAAAACACAGGCUGCAUCCGUGACGAAAGACAAAUCUUCCCCCUGCGCAUCGUCCGUCCCUGCUGAAGCCGCCAAGCGUCCAGAGAGCAGGUCCCCGAGCCCUCAGCGGUGUAAGACCCCGAAGCAGGAGGCUGAGACGGAGCCCUGCAGCACCGAGGAGAAACAGGAGGAACACACUGGAACACUAACUCCUAAACCUGAGGUCAUGACGGCGGGUUUGAAUGACAGUCUCUCGUCCCAGGGUGAUGUUAAGGGAAAAAUAGGAGCCGCGUCUUUGAAGGAGAGCGUCUGCCAGGUGUGUGAGAAGACAGGAGACCUUCUGGUGUGCGACGGUCCGUGUUUCGGUGCCUUUCACCUGCAGUGCAUCGGCCUCUCUGUGGCCCCCAAAGGAAAAUUCCUCUGUCAGGAAUGUAAAACCGGUGUUCAUAACUGCUUUGUGUGUAAGAAGUCUGAUAACGGAGUGAAGCGCUGCAUCAUCCCCCUUUGUGGGAAGUUUUACCACUCGGACUGCAUCAUGGCGUAUUCGCCCACCCAGCCACAUAACAAGGGCUUCCGCUGCCCUCUGCAUGUCUGCCUGUCAUGCCACAUCACCAACCCUCUCAACGCCUGCAGCACCAAAGGUCGGCUGGCUCGAUGCGUCCGCUGUCCCGUAGCUUAUCACCCCAACGACAACUGCAUGGCAGCAGGCAGCCUAGUGUUGUCCAACAACAGCUUCCUGUGUCCCAACCACUUCACUCCUCGCAAAGGCUGCAAGAACCACGAACACAUAAACGUUAGCUGGUGCUUUGUCUGCUCCGAAGGGGGCAGUCUGCUGUGCUGUGAAUCCUGUCCUGCUGCUUUCCAUCGGGAAUGUUUGAAUAUAGAGAUGCCUCAGGGUAGCUGGUUCUGCAACGACUGCAAAGCCGGAAAGAAACCUCGCAUGAAGGACAUCCUUUGGGUCAAAUGGGGGCGAUACAGGUGGUGGCCCGCUGAAGUGUGUCUGACCAAAGACGUCCCAAACAACAUCUUGAGGAUGAAACAUGAAGUGGGGGAGUUCCCGGUGCAGUUCUUUGGCUCCAAAGAUUUCGUGUGGACGUACCAAGCCAGAGUCUUCCCCUACAUGGAGGGUGACACUCACAACAUCGAAAAAAUGGGGAAAGGUUCUGACGCGGUGUACAAGAAAGCCUUGUCUGAGGCCGCAGAGCGUUUCAAAGAGCUACAGACCGAGAGAGAAAUGAAGCAGCUUCAGGAGGACAGAAAGAACGACAAGAAACCACCUCCGUACAAGCACAUCAAGGUGAACCGACCCAUUGGGAAGGUGCAGAUCAUCACUGCCGACCUGUCUGAAAUCCCCCGCUGCAACUGCAAGGCGUACGACGAAAACCCGUGCGGCAUGGACUCGGAGUGCAUAAAUCGCAUGCUGAUGUAUGAGUGCCACCCGCAAGUGUGUGCAGCCGGGGAGCGAUGUCAGAACCAGACUUUUACAAAGCGACAGUACACCACCGUGGAGAUUUUCAGGACGCUGUCCUGUGGGUGGGGUUUACGCGCAGUCUCUGAUAUCAAGAAGGGUGCUUUUGUGAGUGAAUAUGUUGGGGAGGUGAUCGACGAGGAAGAAUGUCGCGCCAGAAUCAGACACGCUCAGGAGAACGACAUCUGCAACUUCUACAUGCUGACCCUGGACAAGGAUCGGGUCAUCGAUGCUGGACCCAAAGGGAACCAGGCACGCUUCAUGAACCAUAGCUGCCAACCAAACUGUGAGACUCAGAAGUGGACUGUGAACGGGGACACCAGGGUUGGGCUGUUCGCUCUGCAGGACAUCCCAAAAGGGGUUGAGCUGACCUUCAACUACAACCUGGAGUGUCGUGGAAACGGGAAGACUGCUUGUAAAUGCGGAGCUCCCAACUGUAGCGGUUUCCUGGGGGUCCGACCAAAGAACCAGCCACCAGCGGAGAAAAUGAAACUGAAGGAAGGGAAGAGGAAGGGCAGCAUGAAGAAGAAGACCAAGCAACAAGUAACGAAGGAGAGGGAAGACGAAUGCUUCAGCUGCGGCGACGGAGGCCAGAUAGUGUCCUGUAAAAAGCCGGGAUGUCCCAAAGUCUAUCACGCUGACUGCCUCAACUUGGCAAAGCGGCCUGCAGGGCGAUGGGAGUGUCCAUGGCAUCAGUGUGACGUUUGCGGUAAAGAGGCAGCCUCGUUCUGCGUGAUGUGCCCCAACUCGUACUGUAAAGAGCACCGAGAAGGCAAGCUCUUCAUCUCCAAGCUGGACGGAAAGUUGUCCUGCAGCGACCACGACCCGUGCGGGCCCGAGCCACUGGAACCCGGGGAGGUACGGGAAUACGUGCCCAACAUGGCCUCCAUGAGGCCCGGGAACAUGGCCGUGCCCGUCCCUCCCGAAGCGCUUCCGGCCGCCGCAGGAGCAACUCCUCCUUCGUCUUCUUCUGCUGCUUCCCUCUCCUCCGCUCCCUCCGAGGCUGCUCCAUGCGACCGAGAGCCUCCCCCUCGCCUCUACAUCAACACAAAGACUGCUACCUCCAGCUUCGUCCCCUCCAACACCUCCUACCUCACUGACAGAACCGAACUGAAAACCGGCGCCGCCCGCGAGGGAGAGGACGGAGAGGUGGAGGACGGCGAGGUGUACGGGCUAGACACGGAGGAGGACGACGACGAGGAGGACGAGGAGGACGAAGAUGACGACGAGGACAAUGAGACUCAGGAGAUGGAGGUUGUGGAGGAGGAGGAGGAGGAAGAAGAGGAGCCGCCUUAUGGAAGCGACGCACUAGAAGACGAAGAGGAGGAGGACGACGAGGAAGGAGGGGACGUGUGCGGGACGUGGGGCGGCUACGUGGACGACGAUGCUGAUGAUGAAGAGGUGGAGGAUUGGGGGAGGCUGGAGGACGAUGAGAAGUGACUCCGUCUGUAACGCUGAGCAGGAGCUCCCUCCACGCGCUGACAGGACUGAAGGAGUUCCAUAUUUUGGUACCUACUUGAACGCAGCACUGCCUUCACUGUGGUACAGCAUUGCCUUCUCGUCUCCAGACUGACAGCGGGGAUGUGCUCUGGUGCUAAGGCUGAACUGUUGUCUCACUCAGUCUCUUUAUAUUCCUGUCCAGACUUUUAUUUGUGUUUGGUGCUCUCUUGAUUUGUUCUGUCUUUUCACACUGUUUACAUAGUUCAACCCUUUUUAUGUUUUUCUUUUUCUUUUUUUUUUAAAUGUUUGUAAUAUAAAAAAUGAGUGAGAAGUUUGACCAAACCGUCAUCAUGAGGCCGUCUUGUCUCGUCGUCCCCAUCCUCUUUCUGUUUCCAGGAGUCGUUGAAUCCCUGUUACAGUUAAGCAGAAACAGUACCUUCUCUGUUUGUGAGGAGUGAAAAAUAAACCCACUGGAGUCAUUCAUUUCAGAUAAACAUU